UUGGUUGGUUGAUUGUCCCGUCCCAUUCAAUUCAUUUAAAUUUUAUUUUGUUGUUAUUAUAUUUUCGGUGACUUCGUGAAGUUAUUUUGUUAUUGAGAACUUUCAGUAAUAAUUAACACUAAAACUGUAAAUUGUUAAAAAUGGAUUAAUAAGCGUGAAGUAAAUUGUAUUGUGUGUAAAAAAUAAGUUGCAUAGCGGCUUUCGCUAGAAGAUAAAAUAAUAAUGCUGAUAACCUAAAAAUAAGAUUGUCUUGUAAAUUUUAUCAACAUGAUGGCUUCUAUGUCAACUGGUGGCCCAGGAGACCCUCACACUCAAAUGAAUACAUAUCGCAGCUAUGUCACCAUGCUUGCAGACCCUGGGGCUAAAGACGAGAUCAAGUUGAAAGCGGCACAAGAGCUUAGUGAAAAUUUUGAGGUCAUAUUAAGUUCACCACAGUAUCCCCAAUUCCUUGACCAUUCCUUAAAGAUAUUCCUUAAAAUAUUACAAGACGGAGAGCCACAUUUCAUAGCUGAGUACAACAUUCAGCAAGUGAGGAAGUUAAUUCUGGAAAUGAUACAUCGGCUGCCAAUAAAUGAUUCUUUAAAGAAAUACAUAAAAGAUAUCUUGAUCUUGAUGCUGAAAUUGAUGGAAAUUGAGAAUGAAGAGAAUGUGUUAGUGUGCUUGAAGAUCUUCAUGGAAAUUCAUAAACAAAAUAGACCUGCAUAUAACGCAGAAGUUGAUAUUCACAAAUUCUUGAACUGGGUAAAGGGUAUUUAUUCUGAUUUGCCAAAUCAUUUGCCAAAAAUAUUUGAACCAAAACCCACAAUCCGAGUGAAGGACUUGUCCGAGGUUAACAUAGAGCAACUGCUCCAAGAAACAUACACUAUUACUCCCAUCCAUACAGAAAAGAAGUUACUUGAUGGCAGUGUUGUGACUUAUAAUCUCAUACCUAGAUCUGUGCUAUCAUUGAAAGUGAUACAAGAGCUACCAAUCAUCGUGGUGUUCAUGUAUCAACUGUACAAACAGAAUGUUCACCAGGAGGUCAGUAAUUUCAUACCUCUAAUCAUGGAGACCAUCACAUUGCAACCAGCAGCUACACACAGGCAAUCUGCAUCUUUUAAUAAAGAAGUAUUUGUGGAUUUUAUGGGUGCACAAAUAAAAACAUUAGCUUUCUUGGCGUAUAUUAUAAGGAUAUACCAAGAAACUAUUGCAGGCCACGCUAAUAUGAUGGUCAAAGGAAUUAUUGGAUUAUUGACAUUAUGUCCUCCUGAGGUGGCGCAUCUGAGGAAAGAAUUAAUAAUUGCUACACGACAUAUCUUAGCUACAGACUUAAGGAUAAAAUUCGUUCCCUACAUGGAGAGACUGUUUGACGAAGACGUGCUGCUUGGUGGAGGCUGGACUGUCCACGAGAAUUUCCGUCCAUUGGCGUACUCCACCCUGGCUGACUUGGUUCAUCAUGUACGACAACACCUACCAUUAAGUGAUCUCGCCAUCGCCGCUCAUUUGUUCUCUAAGAAUGUACAUGAUGAAUCGCUGCCGACAAGCAUCCAAACGAUGUCAUGCAAGCUGUUGCUGAACUUAGUGGAUUGCAUCCGUCAGCGCUCCGAAAGCGAAGCGGCGGGCACCUCCUCCUCCACAGCGCAGCCGCAGGGUCGCCAGCUGCUGAUGCGGAUAUUAGAGGUGUUCGUGCUCAAGUUCAAGACCAUAUCCAAGUUGCAACUGCCCGCGCUUAUGGCGAAGUGCAAACAAGCAACUCCCGCUACCAAUGGCGCCACCACAACAACCCCAAAUACCCCCACCACGCCUGCUCCAAGCACCUCCACUGCUGAGGUCAAAGUGGAAGAGGAGAAAUUCUCACCAGACUUCUUGGACAGCACAACAAAACCAGAAGAUAAGUCCAAGAUAGGCUUCCCUGCUUCCCAGAUGAACAACCUCAAUGUUGGAGACUAUAGAACUUUAGUGAAGACCUUGGUUUGUGGCGUGAAGACGAUCACUUGGGGUUGCGCUUCUUGUAAAACGACGAACGCCGAAGGUGCCACCACGACCACUCAAAAGCAAUUCAGCGCUCGUGAGACCUUAGUGUUCAUCCGGCUGGUGCGGUGGGGACUGCAAUCCCUGGACAUCUACACUUUAGCGGCACCCCGCGCGCCCGCCAUGCCCCCCGCCAUGCCCCACGUGCGCUCCAAGGAGGAGAAGGAGGUGCUCGAGCACUUCAGCGGAGUGUUCUCCAUGAUGAACUCUCAAACUUUCCAAGAGAUUUUUACUGCGACAAUUUCCCACAUGGUGGAAAGAAUAAACAAAAAUAUGACGCUACAAAUAAUAGCCAACACAUUUUUAUCGAAUCCAGCAACCUCGCCGAUAUUCGCCACAGUCCUUGUUGAAUACCUUCUUAAGAGAAUGGAGGAAAUGGGAACUAAUGUAGAGCGCUCUAAUUUAUACCUGAGAUUAUUCAAAUUAGUAUUUGGAUCAGUUAGCUUGUUCCCGACUGAAAACGAACAAAUGUUACGACCACAUUUACACAGUAUCGUUAACAAAGCCAUGGACUACGCCAUGACGGCUAAAGAACCUUACAACUAUUUCCUUUUACUUCGGGCCUUGUUCCGCUCCAUAGGCGGCGGCAGUCACGAUUUACUAUACCAAGAAUUUUUACCAUUACUACCUAAUCUGCUGGAAGGAUUAAAUAGACUUCAGAGCGGACUACACAAGCAACAUAUGAAAGAUUUGUUCGUCGAGUUGUGCUUAACAGUCCCUGUAAGGUUAAGCAGUCUAUUACCGUAUUUACCCAUGUUAAUGGAUCCUCUGGUGUCCGCUUUGAAUGGGUCCCACACACUUAUUUCGCAAGGUUUGCGAACGCUGGAGCUCUGCGUGGAUAACUUACAGCCUGAUUUUUUGUAUGAACAUAUUCAACCCGUUAGAGCUGACUUGAUGCAGGCACUUUGGAGAACUUUACACAACAACGAAGUUGCAAGAAUUGCAUUCAGAGUUUUAGGCAAGUUCGGCGGCGGUAAUCGUAAAAUGAUGAUCGAGCCCCAGCGACUCGAUUACCGCGAAACCGACGCCCCGCCACCAGCUGUACAGGCUUAUUUCCAGGACCAACCCAAACCUAUUGAUUUUGAAGUAGAUAAAGUGAUAGAAACUGCUUUCUCCGCGCUGAAGUCGAGCACAACAGACCCCUUUUACCGCCGCCAAUGCUGGGAAGUGUUACGUUGUUAUUUGGCAGCGUCGCUUAAUUUGGACGACGACAAGCAAACACUGCAAAAGCUGUUCAAUCACCCGAGUUUCCUCGAAGGUAAAAUACAGACCCAAAAUGGACCAUACUAUAAAUGUUCGAACACUAUCGUGAGAAACACCCAACGCACGGCAUUGACGGGAAUGUUCGUCGCCGCUGCUAUAAAGGAUUUGCGGAACGACGUGCUACAUACAAUGGUGACGCUCGUGCGUCAUUAUACUAUGGUUGCGAUAGCACAAGAAGCCGGCCCGUUCGCGGGAACCGGCGGGCCUAAAGAAGGCCUAGACGCAUUAGUCCUGGUCGACGCGAUCGCAGUAGUGAUGGGGCACGAAGAGAAAGAGCUAUCGAAGCCCGGCCACCUCGCCCUAGUGCUGAUGAUCGAGACGGCGACCACGGUGCUGGGCAGCAAGGAGCGCGCGUGCCGCUUGCCGCUGAUGGAGUACCUGGCCGAGCGGAUGUCGGCGCUGUGUUACGAGCGGGCGUGGUACGCGAAGCUCGGAGGCUGCAUGAGCGUCAAGUUCAUGUUCGAGAAGAUGACGCCGGAGUGGGUGUACAAGCACGUGUUCACGUUCCUGAAGGCGCUGCUGUUCGUGAUGAUGGACCUGACGGGCGAGGUGUCGUCGGGGGCCAUAGACAUGGCGGUCGUGAACCUGGAGCGGCUGGUGCGCGUGUGCGUGGCGGGCCCGGGCGGCGCGGCGGACGCGGACGGCGACGCGGCCGCGGCCAAGGCGCGCGCGCUGCACGACGUCUUGCAGGAGCUCGUGCUGCAGGUCACGAGCCCGCAUCUGCUGGUGAGGCAACAGGCAAUGAAAUCAUUAGAACUGAUAGCCGAGCUACAGAACAAAACGGUGACGGACGUGAUGGACCCCCACAGGGAGGUUUUGGCCGACAUCAUCCCGCCCAAGAAGCAUUUGCUACGUCAUCAACCUGCCAAUGCGCAGAUGGGACUUAUGGAUGGAACUACUUUCUGUACCACUUUGAAACCGAGGCUGUUUACUAUAGAUCUAAGUAUAACAGAGCACAAAAUAUUCUUCCGCGAACUACUAUCCCUCUGCGAGGCGGAAGACUCCAUGCUUGGAAAGUUCCCGUGUUAUAAAGGCGUGAAUUUAGUGCCUUUGCGCGCCUCUGCCUUGAGAGCACUUGCAUCAUGCCAUUACAUACAAGAUAAACAUUGCAGGGAGAAGAUAUUCCAGGUGCUGUAUAAGGCCCUUGAGAGAAAUGAUCAGGAGUUGCAACAGGCUGGUUUUGAAUGCAUGCAGAAGUUCUUAUCUGGAUUCCAAAUCGACAUGGAGAUGGUUCACCCAGUGAUGAGACCUUUACUACUGACCCUCGGCGAUCACCGCAACGUGAGCGUAAACGGAGCCAAACGGCUCUCGUAUUUGACGCAACUGUUCCCCUCUACCUUCAGCGAGAAACUAUGUGAACAGUUGCUCCAACUGUUAAAGAAAUUAUUGGAUUAUUCUAUUCAGACUGAUCGAGGUGGAAAUUUCCUCCAAAGUAUCUCCAAGAACAUGGAGAACGAGCAAAAGAUAAUUAUUCUCAUCGGUAUUUUCCAUCAAAUCCCGGCCGCGUCGCCUCGCUUCAUUGACGUGUUGUGCCGGCUUAUAUUCCAUACGGAGAAAUCGCUCAUGAUCGAAGCUGGCUCGCCGUUUAGAGAGCCACUCGUUAAAUUCUUGAUGAGGUAUCCAAAAGAAACUCUAGACUUGAUACUAAGCGACAACAACAUCAAAGACCAACACUGGAGCCGGUUUCUCGUGUUUCUCAUAAAGCACCCGGACGCUGGCGCUGCCUACCGGGAAGCGUUACAAACUACCAAAAAACCUAGAUUGAUGCAACUCUUAGCCGCUAACUCGAACGCCGCUUUGGCCGCUUUACCGACUGCGGAUAAAGCGGAAAUGCAAUUCCAGGCUAUAAGAGUAAUAUCUCUACUGAUAAAGUAUGACGACCAAUGGCUGUCCACGCAACACGACCUGAUUGAACUGCUCAAGAGGAUUUGGUGCACUGAUCAGUAUCAUGAGACACACAAAAAGGUUGAGAACGUGGAUUGCACUCAUUGGAAAGAGCCAAAGUUAAUCGUGAAGAUUUUGUUGCAGUAUUUCUGUCAUCACCCGUCAAAUAUAGAUCUUUUGUUCCAACUAUUGCGGGCAUUAUGUGAUAGGUUCAUACCAGAUUUUCAGUUUCUACGCGACUUCCUCGAGCACACCGUGGGCCAAAACUACACGGCUGAGUGGAAACGUUCGGCGUUCUUCCGUUUCGUGGAGCAUUUCUCGAGUGACGCCAUGUCUCAAGAGCUCAAGGCUAAAGUAUUGCAGAUGAUUCUAAUACCAUGCUUUGCAGCGAGCUUUGAAAAAGGCCAGAAGAUUGUGGGAGGACCACCGGCCCCCUAUCAGGACAACCCGGAAAAUGUGGUCUCUGUGUUCAUCAAUAAUGUGAUAGAUCCAGAAAACCCAUUCGCGUGUUCAGACGCGGUCAGGAUAUCGUUGCUACAGUUCGCUUGCCUAUUGCUAGAGCAGGCGUCUGCGCACAUACACGACGCAAACAACAAGAAGCAAGGGAACAAACUAAGAAGGCUGAUGACCUUUGCCUGGCCGUGUUUGUUAGGGAAGAACUAUGUUGAUCCUGCGACUAGAUAUCAUGGCCAUCUUCUGCUGAGUCAUAUAAUAGCUAAAUUCGCUAUCCACAAGCGUAUAGUACUUCAAGUUUUCCACAGUCUGUUGAAGGCUCACGCCGUUGAAGCUCGCCAAGUGGUCAGGCAGGCGCUGGAAAUCUUAACCCCGGCCAUGCCGCAACGAAUGGAAGACGGCAACACAAUGCUCACUCAUUGGACAAAAAAGAUCAUAGUUGAGGACGGACAUUCAGUGCAACAGCUCUUCCAUAUUCUGCAACUAGUCGUCAGACAUUACAAGGUGUACUACCCAGUGCGUCACGCGCUCGUUGGUCACAUGGUGGCCGCCAUGCACCGGCUGGGCUUCUCCGUGACGGCGUCGCUGGAGCACCGCCGCCUGGCCGUCGACCUGGCGGAGGUGGCGCUCAAGUGGGAGCUGCAGCGGAUACACGACCACUGCCCCGACAGCGUGGUGGCGACGUCACCAAGCGGUUCAAUAAAACGUGUAUCUGAAGAUAGCAGUAGUAGUGCAAGCGGGGAGCGCAAGGCCCUCAAUACAGUCCGUUUGUCAGGUUGGGCCAGCCCGCAGGCGUCGUCGAGCGGGCGCGCGGAGCCCGACGCGGCGAAGCCCCUGGAGCGCCAGCACGUGGACGUGGUCGUCAACCUGCUGCUCAGGCUCGCCUGCCAGGUACAGGCUAAUGAGGGAAGCGUGGCAGGCGGCGGGGGUUCCCCUGGAGAGCAGUUAUCUAAACGUUGCGUGUUGUUGCUACGAGCCGCUUUGAAACCCGACGUAUGGCCGCAACAUUGCGAGCCCAAGCUGGCUUGGCUGGAUAAGGUGUUCUCAUCGGCGGAGACCAACGCAGCAGCUUGCGCUAACGCAUGCACAGCCCUAGAAUUGCUGUUCUUCCUACUGGGAGUUCUAAGACGGGAACAAAUCCUAGCUGCCCUGAAGCCCUUGCAAAGAGGACUGGCUGCGUGCGUGUCGUCCACCAAUCCGAAGAUAGUGCGGUUGACGCAUAACUUACUGGCGAAAUUGACGGCCCUCUUCCCUACUGAACCUUCGGGAGCGGGACAGAGUUCAAAGUUCGAGGAAUUAGAAACCCUAUACGCAUGCGUAAGCAAAUACGCAUUCGAGGGUCUAGCCACUUACGAGAAGUCUGCGGCUGGAGGCAGUGGAGCUGCAGCAUUAUUGGGACCCCUUAUGAUGCUGAAGGCUUGCUGCUCAUCCAACCCAGCGUAUAUUGACAGACUACUACAACCACUGAUGAGAGUGCUGCAGAGGAUGGCGAGAGAUCACAUCGCGCCAAAUCCUGAUGCUGCUCUUUCUGAGUUACUAAUCUUAGCACUGGACUUGUUAAAAGCACGAGUGUCGGUCAUGCCAGUUGAGACACGAAAGGUGUUUAUCGGAAAUGUCUUAGUGGGACUCAUAGAGAAAACUAAUGAUGCGAAGGUGUUGAAAGAAAUCAUCCGUAUGAUAGAGGGGUGGGUGAAGGCGCGGGGCGCGGCGAGUGCGGCGCCGUCUUUGCGAGAGAAGUCCAUAUUGCUGGCCAAGCUCAUGCAGUACGUGGAGAAACGGUUCCCGGACGAUUUGGAGCUCAACGCACAGUUCUUGGACAUCAUCAACUAUGUUUACAGGGAUGAUCACUUGAAGAUGACUGAACUCUCAAUGAAGCUAGAGCCAGCCUUCCUCGCGGGUCUCCGCUGCCAACAACCUAACAUUCGCGCCAAGUUCUUCGAAGUCUACGACCAGAGUGUACGUCGCAGGAUCUUCGACCGGCUGCUAUAUAUCACUUGUACUCAGAACUGGGACCAUAUUGGACAACAUUUCUGGAUCAAACAGUGCUUGGAACUGUUGCUGGUUACCUGUGUGUCCAGUACACAAAUACGCCUGUCGAAUUCAAAGUAUCUGCUGCCUAACAUAGGAGCGGUGAUCAACUGGGCGGACAGUGAGGAACGCAAGUCUUUCGCUAUAUAUACUUCCGUGAAGGAGGAGUCGUCCGAAGGAUUAAACUAUUCCAUAGACUCGGAGAAAGAGGACGUUCUCGAUAUGGACCUCGAUUCUAGCUCCAAUCAGAAGGAGGAUCUCACUAAGACUGUGAAAAAUAGACAAAGUCUUCUAAACCAAAUGGUGUUGAAGCAAUGGGAAUUCCUCGAGCAAGCGCGUCGCGUCCGCACUGAACAACUUGUAGUAGCGGCCGCGCAACUCUGUCACAUGGACGAAACUCUAGCUCACCACACGUGGCUGAGGCUGUUCCCCAAGCUGUGGUCCACUUUGGAUGAACGCCAACUGGGGACGCUGAUGAGCGAAAUGGUGCCGUUCAUAAUCUCCGGCGUGCACGUGAACCAGCGCGACCAGCAGCUGAGCGCGCUGCACACCUUCAUCGAGGCCCUGGCGCGCUGCAGCCCGCCCGUCAGCAUCAAGCCAUCAAUGAUGAAAUACCUGGGCAAGACCCACAACCUGUGGCAUCGCAUGACCCUUAAUCUGGAACAGAUGGCCUAUGACCAGACGAACAAUCGCGCCCUCAGGGAACCACAAGAGAUUUACGACUACGAGAUAGAGCCUACUACAUCCACGGAAAUACUAGACUCACUGAGUGACAUGUACGAGUUGCUACAAGAGGAGGACAUGUGGUCUGGCGUGUGGCAGAAACACGCGCGAUAUCGCGAAACCAACGUCGCGAUCGCUUACGAACAGCAAGGUUUCUUCGAGCAGGCCCAAGCAGCGUACGACGUCGCUAUGGCUAGAUUAAAACAGGACGUAGCUGCGAACUCGACCAUAAACAUUCACAAGGAGUGCAACAUAUGGUCGCAGCACUGGUUGAAAUGCGCGAAGGAACUCAACCAGUGGGACACUCUCCUGGAACUCGGGCUUACCAGGAGUUCACGGGACCCGUUCCUUAUUUUGGAGAGUUCGUGGCGAAAUCCCAAUUGGCCCACCAUGAAGGAGGCGUUGGCCGAAGUGGAGUACAACUCUCCCAAGGAACUAGCGUGGCUGGUGAACCUGUACCGCGGCUACCUGUGCAUCUGCGCCGGCGGGGAGCAGCAGAUCAACGGCGUGGAGCGGCACGCGGAGGCGGCGGCCGCGCAGUGCCUGCGCGAGUGGCGCCGCCUGCCGCGCCUCGUGUCGCACGCGCACCUGCCGCUGCUCCGCGCCGCGCAGCAGCUCAUGGAGCUCAGCGAGGCCGCGCAGAUACACACGGGCUUACUGCACAGCCGUCCAACGUCCCUCCACGACAUGAAGGCCAUAGUGAAGACAUGGCGGAAUCGCUUGCCAGUAGUGUGCGACCCGCUGUCGCACUGGGGCGCCAUCUUCACGUGGCGCCAACACCACUACCAGUUCAUCGCGUCGCACUACGACUCGCAGAGCGAGCACGCCUCGCACCCGAGCAUGCUCGGGGUGCACGCUAGCGCGCAGGCAAUAAUACACUUCGCUAAGAUAGCAAGAAAACACAACCUGUCCGGCGUAUGCCUCGAUUCUUUGCACCGAAUUUACACGAUACCGAGCGUACCCAUAGUGGAUUGCUUCCAAAAGAUCAGACAACAAGUCAAAUGUCAUAUUCAAAUGUCCUGGACGGAAGGGAAAGACGAACUGCAAGAAGGCUUAGAUAUGAUUGAAUCUACAAACUUCAAAUACUUUACAAAGGAAAUGACGGCGGAAUUCUACGCGUUCAAGGGUCUUUUGUUAGCUCAAUUGGGACGUUCGGAAGAUGCCAAUAAAGCAUUCGCGGCAGCUGUACAGUUGCACGACACUUUGGUGAAGGCUUGGGCGCUCUGGGGAGACUAUUUGGAGCAGAUAUUCAUACGAGACCCGCGACAGAUCACCGUGGGAGUGUCUGCUAUGACGUGCUUUCUGCACGCGUGCCGUCAUCAGAAUGAAUCAAAGUCGCGGAAGUAUUGCGCCAAGGUCCUAUGGAUGCUAAGUUUCGACGACGAGAAGAACAGUUUGGCCGAGGCCUUGGACAAGUACUCUGUGGGAGUACCACCGGUACAAUGGCUGCCUUGGAUCCCGCAACUGCUGUCAUGCUUGGUGCAGUAUGAUGGCAACGUCAUUCUCAAUUUGUUGAGCCAUGUUGGCCGUUUAUUCCCACAGGCUGUGUAUUUCCCCAUCAGGACAUUAUACUUAACGCUGAAGAUCGAACAGCGCGAGAGACACAAGACCGCUGAAAACAUAGCAGCGCACCUACCACAGUCAACUACUGCCGCGUCUGGCAAGCCGGAGAGCGCAUCGUCGUCCAGCAGCGGCGCCGCCGGCAGCGAGACGGGCCCGAUCAAGGCCACGCUGCCCAUGUGCCGCUGCUCGAAGAUCAUGCAGCUGCAGCGAGAGAUACACCCUACCGUGCUGUCCUCGCUCGAGGGCAUAGUGGAUCAGAUGGUAUGGUUUCGCGAGAACUGGUACGAGGAGGUGCUGCGUCAGCUGCGCGCGGGGCUGGCCAAGUGUUACGUGGUGGCGUUCCACCACCAGGCCGGCGUGGCCGACGCGACCGUCACUCCGCACACGCUCAACUUCAUCAAGAAGGUCGUCUCUACGUUCGGCAUCGGUAUUGGCAUAAAGAGUGUUUCAAGUAGUGUAAGUGGUGCAUUCUCUUCAGCUGCCUCGGAGAGCUUGGCGCGACGAGCGCAGGCCACCGUGCAAGACCCCGUGUUCCAGAAGAUGAAGACGCAGUUCAUCGCCGACUUCGACUUUAAACAACCCAACGCUAUGAAACUACAAAACCUCAUAGCGAAACUACGCAAGUGGGUCAAGAUUCUCGAAGCCAAAACAAAGGUUCUGCCCAAGUCAUUCCUCAUCGAGGAGAAAUGCAGAUUCCUGUCCAACUUCAGCCUAAAAACGGCCGAAGUGGAACUACCCGGAGAGUUCCUAUUACCAAAGCACACGCACUAUCACGUUCGCAUCGCGCGGUUCAUGCCGCGUGUUGAGAUUGUACAGAAACAUAACACGUCUGCUCGUCGGCUAUACAUACGCGGGCACAACGGCAAGAUCUACCCGUAUCUAGUGGUCAACGACUCGGGACUAGGCGACGCGAGGAGAGAGGAGCGAGUGCUCCAGCUACUGAGAAUGCUGAACCAUUACUUGAGCAAGCAGAAGGAAACCGCCAGACGGUUCCUGCACUUCACUGUGCCCCGCGUCGUCUCGGUCUCCCCGCAGAUGCGGCUUGUUGAAGACAAUCCCAGUUCUAUAUCGCUGCUGGAUAUAUAUCGAACGGAAUGUGCUAACAGGGGCGUGGAGUACGACGCGCCCGUGGCCCGCUACUACGAGCGCCUGGCGGCCGUGCAGGCGCGCGGGCAGCAGGCCUCGCACCAGGUGCUGCGCGACAUACUCAAGGAGGUGCAAACCUCAAUGGUACCAAAGGAAAUGGUCCGCGAAUGGGCGGCCGCCACUUACCCGGCGCCCACCGAUUAUUGGACAUUCCGGAAGAUGCUCACACUUCAGAUAGCCCUGGUCAGCUUCGCGGAGUACGUCCUACAUUUGACAAGACUCAAUCCAGACAUGAUGUAUGUCCAUCAGGACUCUGGCCUCCUCAACAUAUCCUAUUUCAAAUUUGACGUUGAUGACACCACAGGUGAACUGGACGGGAAUCGACCAGUGCCCUUCCGCCUCACGCCGAAUAUCUCGGAACUGCUGACUAACAUCGGCAUCACCGGCCCGCUCACAGCAUCCGCCAUUGCUGUGGCCAGAUGUCUCGUUACACCAAAUUUCAAGAUUCAAUCGAUACUACGCACAAUUCUACGCGACGAAAUGGUCACCGGAUACAGGAAGCGUUUGGAAGACAAAACCGGCAUGCCCACAGCUGGCACCUCCACGGAAACCAAACCGAUGGAAAUUGACAACGAAACCGUGGUCAACAUGGUCAAUAAGGCGGUCACUGUUAUCAUGAGUCGUUUGAAUUCGUUAGCAGUUUUUGACGGCCCCGAUAGCAAAGUGGCGACUCUUGUGACAGCCGCUAACAAUCACGAUAACCUCUGCCGAAUGGACCCUGCGUGGCACCCGUGGUUGUAAAAAAUAUUCCAUACAACGUGAACAAAUGUAGAACGAGUUCUAUGACAGUCGUAAAAACUCGGGAAUAUUUCAGAGCAGGUCUCGUUAUAGUAUACAUUUUUGAAUUUAAAAACAAUCUUAAAGUUGUUUCAGUAAUAUCCACCAAGUUGGUUGGAAUAAGCGAUAGUAUCCCUUACUUUCGACACCUAUGUUUGCCAAAAAACCACUUAUUUUUCACCAUUAGUAAGAAUAAAUGUGUUUUUCUUUGUUAUUCAUACCGAUAUAUGAACUUGUUGUACUAAGCUAUAUCUACGUCUGUGGUUGGGGUUGGGAGUGAAAGGUCUGAUCAUUGUCUCGCAUAUACGACCCUGUGGCCUAGAGUAUUUGGAAUUCGGAUAAAUAGAAUUGAACAAAAAGAUAAGCAUAAAAAAUUUCGAAUGUCUCUUUUUAAUGAUUAACAUACCUUUGAAGAAAAUGACAUCAUGUUUUCUGUAUGAUUAUAAAAUUAUAAUUUUAGUUUGAACAAUAGACUAGUAACUGUAUUCAUAAUGCAGGUUAUUUUGUGCUUUAAGAAAUUUAUUUUUGUGUAGAGUUUUUAUGUAUUUUUUAAUUGUCUACUGUCUGUAAAGAAUAUGGGUCAUUCGCUUAGAAAGUAUCACUUUAUGAUAAUCGACUCAUCACCACAGAAUUACAACACUCCACAGGCCUGUCUGUGUAUCUCUGUUUAUCCCGCUAAUACAACGGGAAAAGCACAAUCAAAGAUCAUAGUUACAAUAAUAAGCACGGCUUCAUUCCACCUACAUUGUGUAUUCUAUCAUCUUUAAGACAAAAGUGAUUGAUCGAUGUCAUUUAUAUCUAAUACUUACAAAUAUUGUGAUACUAUCAAAGUGAAUUAUUUUUUUGUAAAUUAUAAAUGAAUUGACAUUUUAGGUUAGUUAAUUGAACCUGAUAUAAUUAAGAUAAUUCUAUACCUUAGUAUAUUAAGUACGGUUUUUAAGUGAAUAAACGAAAGAAUCUUAUUGAGAGAUGUUGAUUGAUGCAAAUUGUGAUCUCUAGUUAUUUUGAAGAAUAAAGCAUAAUUGGUACGUUCAAAUAAAUCUGUUUCUUUCAACAAGCGCAUUAGCACAUAAUGGUA
Messenger RNA from Amyelois transitella, 12925 nucleotides. It is a transcript of the gene Nipped-A, whose product is annotated as transcription-associated protein 1. The transcript is spliced from 48 exons. Lineage: Eukaryota; Metazoa; Arthropoda; Insecta; Lepidoptera; Pyralidae. Gene Ontology annotation, molecular function: transcription coregulator activity; protein binding. The record is from RefSeq and is a predicted model, not a curated record. Gene Ontology annotation, cellular component: SAGA complex; nucleus; NuA4 histone acetyltransferase complex. Gene Ontology annotation, biological process: regulation of DNA-templated transcription; DNA repair. The coding region runs from base 268 to 11811 and encodes 3847 amino acids.